CCGUCGCUCCCACCAAUCCCAGCCUGUCCAGGGGUGUGGCUGCCGGCUGUCCUCGCGACUUCUGCUGUCCCCCUUCUGCCGGGCUGCUCCUGUCGCGAGACUUCCUGCUCCUCCGCCGCUCCCUUUACCGUCGCCUUAGCCGGGGACCCGGACCCAGCCUCUCCCCCCACCCGCUCACCGGCCCCGGCUCCACCGAGGCCUCGGUCCCCCAGCCCCGCCUCGCCGCCGCCAUGGCGGACCCUAAAUACGCCGACCUCCCCGGCAUUGCCAGGAACGAGCCAGAUGUUUAUGAAACCAGCGACCUCCCUGAGGACGACCAAGCAGAGUUCGAUGCGUUUGCACAAGAGCUGGAGGAGCUGACCAGCACAAGCGUGGAGCACAUCAUUGUCAAUCCCAAUGCUGCCUAUGACAAGUUCAAGGACAAGAGAGUGGGAACCAAGGGACUUGAUUUCUCAGAUCGCAUUGGAAAAACGAAGAGGACAGGAUAUGAAUCUGGAGACUAUGAGAUGCUGGGAGAGGGUCUGGGAGUGAAGGAGACGCCUCAGCAGAAGUACCAGCGACUGCUGCACGAAGUGCAGGAGCUGACGACGGAGGUGGAGAAGAUCAAGACGACAGUGAAGGAGGCGGCCACAGAGGAGAAGCUGACCCCUGUGGUGCUGGCUAAGCAGCUGGCAGCCCUUAAGCAGCAGCUGGUGGCUUCCCACCUGGAGAAGCUGCUGGGACCCGAUGCUGCCAUCAACCUCACUGACCCGGAUGGAGCCCUGGCUAAGCGCCUGCUGCUGCAGCUGGAAGCGACGAAGAACAGCAAAGGGGCUUCAGGGGGAAGGAGCACAGGCGGGACCCCUCCAGAGAGCAGCCUCGUCACUUACGAGCUCCACUCUCGGCCUGAGCAGGACAAGUUCUCACAAGCUGCCAAAGUUGCAGAACUUGAGAAGCGUCUAACAGAGCUGGAGGCCACUGUCCGCUGUGAUCAGGAUGCUCAGAACCCCCUUUCUGCAGGUCUGCAGGGAGCCUGUCUGAUGGAAACAGUAGAACUGUUGCAGGCCAAGGUGAGCGCCCUGGACCUUGCAGUUCUGGACCAAGUAGAGGCCCGGCUGCAGAGUGUCCUGGGAAAGGUGAAUGAGAUUGCCAAGCACAAAGCCUCUGUGGAGGACGCAGACACGCAGAGCAAGGUGCAUCAGCUUUAUGAAACCAUACAGCGCUGGAGCCCCAUCGCCUCUACCCUCCCCGAGCUGGUGCAGAGACUAGUCACCAUCAAGCAGCUCCAUGAGCAAGCUCUGCAGUUUGGUCAGCUCCUGACACACUUGGACACCACUCAGCAGAUGAUUGCCGGCUCCCUGAAGGACAACACCGCGCUCCUGAGCCAGGUGCAGACAACUAUGCGUGAAAACUUGGCCACGGUUGAGGGGAAUUUUGCCAGCAUCGAUGAGCGGAUGAGGAAGCUGGGGAAGUGAGCAUGUGGAGAGCUGAGAACAGGGGUAACCCGUGCCCAAGCUCUGUGAGAGGCUUCCACGGGGCUUCCCCUUCAUCAUAACUCCCAGCCCCAUCCCACUUGACAAAGGGAGGGGUCUUGCAUGUGGGGUGUAGACCCCUCCCCUGACGAAUAGGAUGGUAGCUGGGGCUGUUAGAUGGGAGUCUGUCCUCAGGCCCAGUGGAUGAGGAUGUGGGCCUAGCCACAAGCCAGCUCAUGUCCAAUAACUGCUUUGCCUGGUGUGGGGGAGGACUGGAUCCUGUCCUCUAACACAGCUUCUGUGGCUGACUAGGAUUCUGUACAACUGUUUCUGACUAUUAAAUGCUGUUGUACUGUGUAGCCUCUGCUGUUUCCUGGGUUUCAAAGAGGAAGCACUGAGACAGACGUGCAGAGCAUAACAGUCUAAGCCACACUAUUAUGAGACUAUUUCAGCUGUAAUCUGUUCUUACCAAAGAACUAAAUAAAAAUGAUACAGAGCCAGAA
Messenger RNA from Onychomys torridus (southern grasshopper mouse), 1954 nucleotides. RefSeq names its product dynactin subunit 2 (gene Dctn2). Gene Ontology annotation, cellular component: centrosome; dynactin complex; cytoplasm. The coding region runs from base 231 to 1454 and encodes 407 amino acids. The record is from RefSeq and is a predicted model, not a curated record. Gene Ontology annotation, biological process: mitotic spindle organization. Lineage: Eukaryota; Metazoa; Chordata; Mammalia; Rodentia; Cricetidae. The transcript is spliced from 16 exons.